Messenger RNA from Zophobas morio, 1031 nucleotides. It is a transcript of the gene Sf3a2, whose product is annotated as splicing factor 3A subunit 2. Gene Ontology annotation, biological process: spliceosomal complex assembly. Gene Ontology annotation, molecular function: zinc ion binding; nucleic acid binding. Lineage: Eukaryota; Metazoa; Arthropoda; Insecta; Coleoptera; Tenebrionidae. Gene Ontology annotation, cellular component: U2-type prespliceosome; nucleus; catalytic step 2 spliceosome. The record is from RefSeq and is a predicted model, not a curated record. The transcript has a single exon. Bases 107 to 922 code for a protein of 271 amino acids.
UGCAUUAAACGUCAAUAAAUAAUGUCACUUGUCAAAACUGUUUUCGAAGCGUUGUAAACUCGUAAAGGUUAAGUGUAUUUUCACGGCCUUUUUUAAAUAUUAAAUAAUGGAUUUCCAAAACCGCCCCGGGGGCAAGACCGGCGGGGGCGGCGUCGCCUCUUGGUCCGAGACCAAUCGCGACCGUCGCGAGCGUCUCCGACAGCUAGCUCUCGAGACCAUCGACCUCCAGAAGGACCCCUAUUUCAUGAAAAACCACUUGGGUUCUUACGAAUGCAAACUUUGCCUCACCUUGCAUAAUAACGAAGGAAGCUACCUUGCCCACACCCAAGGCAAAAAGCAUCAAGCGAACUUGGCCCGGCGCGCCGCCAAGGAAGCCAAGGACUCCCCCACACUUCUCCAGCCCGAAAAACCCAGAGUCGAACCGAAGAAAUUCGUCAAAAUCGGACGACCCGGUUACCGAGUGACCAAGCAAAGAGAUCCUGAAACCGGCCAACAGAGCCUGCUCUUCCAGAUCGAUUAUCCUGAAAUUACGGACAACGUUUUACCCAGACACAGAUUCAUGUCAGCGUAUGAACAAAAAAUUGAGCCUCCUGAUCGUAAAUGGCAGUAUUUGCUGUUCGCGGCGGAGCCGUAUGAGACUAUUGCUUUUAAAGUGCCCAGUCGAGAGGUGGAGAAAAUGGAUAAUAAAUUUUGGACGCAUUGGAAUAGGGACACGAAGCAGUUUUUCUUGCAGUUUGCGUUUAAGAAUGAGGCGAAAAAACCGACGACUAUCAUUGCUAGGCCUGGUAAUAUGAUGGGAGGGGUGCCGCCUCCGCCCAUGAUUCCAGUGCCGCCGCCACCGAGGCCGCCUAUGUUUAAUGCAAUUCCGCCUCCACCACCAUUGAUGGGAGCGGUUUUACCCGUUCCACCUCCACCGCAUUAAUUUUGUAUUGACAAUAUUCAGUUAUGGUAUGUUGUAUUAUGUGAACUUCUAUCAUUGAAAAUGUUUGUAUUUAAGGGAAGUAAAAUAAAAGUAUUGUAAGUUCCCAAAA